Messenger RNA from Cucurbitaria berberidis CBS 394.84, 1984 nucleotides. RefSeq names its product anthranilate synthase-like protein component I. The record is from RefSeq and is a predicted model, not a curated record. Bases 69 to 1700 code for a protein of 543 amino acids. Gene Ontology annotation, molecular function: anthranilate synthase activity. Gene Ontology annotation, biological process: L-tryptophan biosynthetic process. The transcript is spliced from 10 exons. Lineage: Eukaryota; Fungi; Ascomycota; Dothideomycetes; Pleosporales; Cucurbitariaceae.
UCUUUCGCGUAUACACAGAACGACACGUCCAGCUCUGUAUCUCUUUGAGCGCCUUACAUUCUUAAAUCAUGGCGUCGCGGUUAGGUGUCCAGCCGUCACUCGACACGAUACGGGAGGUUCUGGCUGCUGCAGUCAAGUCUCCGAACCCGCCAAACCUCGUUCCCGUCUUUUCAGCGAUACCCGCCGAGUUCCUGACCCCGUCGAGCAUAUAUCUCAAAAUAUCGGCCAAGUCCAAAUCGAGAUUAUCGUUCCUUUUCGAGAGCGCUGCAACCACAGAGACAAUCGGCAGAUACAGCUUCAUUGGCGCAGACCCUCGCAAAGUCAUCAAGACAGGCCCCGGCCAUGGCGAAGAGACGGACCCGCUACCCCUCCUCGAGAAGGAGCUCGCGAAGAGCAGAGUCGCUACCGUGCCCUCGAUACAACUACCUCCCAUGACCGGUGGCGCCGUCGGAUACGUGGGCUACGAUUGCGUCAAGUACUUCGAGCCCAAGACAAGACGAGAUGACAUGAAGGACGUCCUGGGCGUGCCGGAGAGCUUCUUCAUGCUCUUCGAUACCCUGGUGGCACUGGAUCAUUUUGCGCAGGUCGUGAAGGUUAUAACAUACGUCAAAGUACCUGACAGCCUGGAUGAUCUGGAACAAGCCUACGAGGAGGCCAAGGCCACGCUUAAGAGCUAUGUGGCUAUCCUAAAAGAGAAAGACAUACCUCUGCCAGAGCAAGGGCCCAUUCAACUCGGGAACGAGUACACGUCGAAUAUCGGCCAGGAAGGGUACGAGAACCACGUGAAGAGUCUGAAGAAGCACAUCAACGUGGGCGACAUCAUCCAAGCCGUACCCUCACAGCGCUUUGCGAGACCAACGUCGCUACACCCUUUCAACAUCUACAGGAAUCUUCGGAACGUCAAUCCUUCCCCGUACCUAUUCUUUGUGGAUUGCGACGACUUCCAGAUUGUUGGCGCAAGCCCGGAGUUGUUGGUCAAGGAGGAACAGGGCAGGAUCAUCACACAUCCCAUUGCAGGCACGGUCAAGAGGGGUAAGACGCUUCAAGAAGAUGCAGCGUUGGCGCAAGAGCUGUCAAAUUCAUUGAAAGACCGGGCCGAACAUGUGAUGUUGGUGGACCUGGCACGCAAUGACGUAAACCGGGUCUGCGACCCACUGACCACGCGAGUAGACAAGUUGAUGGUGGUGCAAAAGUUUUCACAUGUGCAGCAUCUGGUUUCCGAGGUCUCAGGGGUGCUGCGACCUGGCAAGACGCGAUUCGACGCGUUCCGGUCCAUCUUUCCCGCAGGAACGGUGAGCGGUGCGCCCAAAGUGCGCGCUAUGGAGCUGAUCGCGGAGCUGGAGAGGGAGAAGCGCGGAGUCUAUGCUGGCGCGGUGGGAUACUUUGGCUACGGCAGCGUUGACGGUGAGAAAGCGACCGAGGGCGCCAUGGACACGUGCAUUGCGCUACGGACCAUGCUUGUCAAAGACGGUAUCGCCUAUCUCCAAGCAGGGGGCGGCAUAGUUUUCGACUCGGACCCGUACGAUGAGUGGAUGGAGACGAUCAAUAAACUAGGGGCAAACACGCUGUGCAUCACCUCAGCUGAAGAGAAGCAUCUGGCCGAGCAGACGGACGGCGAGGGCGGCGAGGGCAAGGCGGAGCAGAGGCCGCGUGCGCUGCAGGGCGACGCAAAGACGCGUAUCUCUCUUGCCGCCGAGUAGAGUACAGAGGCGUGUCACAGCCACACGAGGCUGGGUUAGUUGGUGUUGAUACGGGCAAAGGCCGAUUGGCACGACAACGAGGGAUGGUGGCGUUUUCUGGGCCCGGAUGGAUUGACGAGCGCGGGGAAGCGAAAUCAGUGGCUGGUUUGUGAAACGAAAUGAGCGUGAAGAGGGAGGCGGUCUGGUGGCCGGCAAGCCCUGCAGGAUUCAAGCAGACGCUAUCGCGACGUCACGGCGCCGGGGCAAACUGGCUGCUUGGUGCAAACAAGAUUGGAUUCAUUUUA